This is a messenger RNA of Ahaetulla prasina, 1404 nucleotides long. RefSeq names its product olfactory receptor 52K1-like. Gene Ontology annotation, biological process: G protein-coupled receptor signaling pathway. The record is from RefSeq and is a predicted model, not a curated record. Lineage: Eukaryota; Metazoa; Chordata; Lepidosauria; Squamata; Colubridae. Gene Ontology annotation, molecular function: olfactory receptor activity; G protein-coupled receptor activity. The transcript is spliced from 4 exons. Gene Ontology annotation, cellular component: membrane. Bases 1 to 1404 code for a protein of 467 amino acids.
AUGCUGGGCCCUGAUGUGGUGAUGGAUUCGAAAAGGAUGGGCAGGUCAGCAGAGAAUCAGGCCAGGAACUUGGAAGUGGAUGCUGGAAAGAGAUCGGUUUUGUUGAGGUUGCCUCCCCUUCCUGCCUGCCUGGUGCAGGACUUGGGUGCCUGGAGGGCCAAGAGGAGCCUCCUGACUCAGCACUCACCUCAUCACAGGUGGAGCAUUUCAGGAGGGAAGGAGAUCUCCAACCCCAGCAAGAACUUGUUCCGCCAUCAGCUAUGUGGUGUCUGUGCAAGAACCCCCCCCCAGGAAGAUUUUGAAAUGAAGCAGCUCUACAAUAGAUCGGCUUGCAACCACACCCUCCUGGAGCCCCUCGUUUUCUUCCUGUCUGGGAUUCCUGGCCUGGAACAAGCUCACCCCUGGAUCUCCAUCCCCUUCUGCUCCAUGUUUGUCAUCUCCCUUCUGGGCAACGGCACCCUCCUCUAUGUGAUCAAGACAGACCUGAGUCUCCACAAACCCAUGUUCUUCUUUCUCUCCAUGCUGUCCUCCAUUGAUCUGGUGUUGUCCCUCACCACCAUGCCCAAAACCCUGGGCAUCUUCUGGUUCAACGCCGGGGAGAUUGGGUUGGUUGGCUGCCUGGUGCAGAUGUUUUUCCUCCACUCCUUUUCCAUCAUGGAGUCUGCAGUGCUCUUGGCCAUGUCCUUUGACCGCUACAUGGCCAUUUGUUACCCCCUGAGGUACCACAGCAUCCUGACUCAUUCACUGGUGGCCAAAGCGGGGCUGGUAGCUUUGAUGAGAGCGGUUGCCCUGACGCUGCCCCUGCCCUUCCUGCUCCGGAGACUGUCCUACGGCCACUCCUUCAUCAUUGCCCACUGCUACUGUGAGCACAUGGCCGUGGUGAGGCUGGCCUGUUCCAACACCCGCUUCAAUAAUAUCUACGGGAUCUUCGUAGCUCUCCUGAUUGUUGGCUUUGACUUGGGCUUCAUCGUGCUCUCCUAUGCCAAGAUCCUCCGAGCUGUCUUGAGCUUGGCUACCAAGGAGGAACAGCUCAAAGCCUUUGGCACCUGCCUGUCUCAUGUCUGCGCCAUCUUGGUCUUCUACGUUCCUGUGGUGCUCUCCUCCGUCAUACAGAGGUUUGGCCACCAUGUUCCCCCCUACAUCCACAUUCUCUUGACUAACUUCUACCUGCUCUUCCCGCCAAUGAUGAACCCCAUUAUCUAUGGGGUGAAGACAAAGCAGAUCCGAGAGAAAGCAAUGGCCCUGUUUAGGGUGACCUGUUCCUUAUGGGGUAAGAAGGUCUCCCAGAAUAUCUGUUGGGGUAUUGUGAAGAUUAUUCAGGCUAUCCGAUGGAUAGCUUUGCUCAGAUCCACUUUACUGUGGACUCUGAUACAACAGGGCAGGCUGAGGUUCUUGGAUGUAUAG